AUGGGCAAUAAUGGAAGUUCACUUUCCGAUUUGAACCUAUUCUCGAAAGGAGCUGUUUUUAGUAGAGAGCAAUUAGACGAGUACCAGGACUGCACGUUUUUUACCAGAAAGGACAUAAUUCGCCUCUAUAAACGAUUUUAUGGGUUGAAUCCUCAAAAAGUACCAACGAAUAUGCAAGGCACACGUCCUGCGAUUGUAACGUUGACGUUUGAGGAAAUAGAGAAAAUGCCGGAAUUGAGGGAAAACCCAUUUCGCCGACGAAUCUGUGAAGUAUUUUCGGAAGACGGUAGAGGCAACCUAACAUUUGAUGAUUUCUUGGAUAUGUUUUCCGUAUUCUCCGAAAUGGCGCCCUUACAGCUGAAAUUGAAUUAUGCAUUUCGAAUUUACGACUUCGAUGGAGAUGAUCACCUUGGGCAUGAUGAUUUGAGUAAAAUGAUUCGAAGUUUGACGAGAGAUGAGCUGACUGAUGAAGAAGUAGAAUUCAUAAUUGAAAGGAUCAUCGAAGAAGCCGAUCUCGACGGUGAUGAUCGAAUCAACUACGCCGAAUUCGAGCACGUCGUCUCGCGAUCGCCCGAUUUCAUUCGAACAUUCCAU
Messenger RNA from Strongylus vulgaris, 594 nucleotides. Lineage: Eukaryota; Metazoa; Nematoda; Chromadorea; Rhabditida; Strongylidae. The record is from the annotation of a GenBank genome assembly.